AUGAACUUCUACAACACGGGCGGGCGACCGGCCACCUUCGAUCCCUUUGAUGAUCCAAGAGGUUUCAGGAAGCGUCCGAAGAGCAUCUUCGUCCGACACAGCGGCAAGCUCAGCGGGCUGGCCGUCCUCUUCCUGACCGCCACAGUGAUCUACCUGCACUCCCACCGCCGUACCCUGCACAGCCACCUGGCUGCCAAGGACUACCAGCUGAAUGCUAUUGUGGAGGAGAAGGAGGCCAUAUCCCGCACCCUGCGGGAAAAGGACCACAAAGUGAGCGUGAAGACGGUGGAGAGCGAGCACCUGCGGCGCACCAUCGAGCGGCUGCAGGAGGAGGUGUCCACCCAGAGCACGCGAGCCCUGGAGGCCACCAGGCUGGCCGAGGAGACCACGCGCGCGUCGGCGGCCAAGAUCAAGGCCCUGGAGGAGAGGCUGCAGGCCGACACCGCGCGCUACACGUCCCAGGAGGUCCCCGCCGUCCCCGUGCCGGCUGUGCCGGUGCCGGCGACGCCGCUGACCGUGCCGGCCACGCCGCUGACCGUGCCGGCCACGCACGACGAGGCGGGGGCGGGCGAGGUCCCGCUGCCGGGCGCGACGACGGGCACGCCAGCCGGUGCCGGGCUGGCGGCCAGCGCCCUGCCCGUGACCCUGGGCCAGUCCGCGGGGUUGCCCGCGGGGCCGACGGAGCCCAACCCCUUUGUGGCGCGGGCGGGUGGGGCACACAUGGCGCGGCACCACCACCGCCUCAGCAUGCUGGAGACGGCCAUGGGGCACGAACGGCGGGAGGGGGAGGAGGAGCCGCAGGAGGACCCCUUUGCCAAGCUGCCCUGA
Molecule: messenger RNA, 828 nt
Organism: Auxenochlorella protothecoides
Lineage: Eukaryota; Viridiplantae; Chlorophyta; Trebouxiophyceae; Chlorellales; Chlorellaceae
Exons: 4
Coding region: 1-828 (275 amino acids)
Source: RefSeq, a predicted model, not a curated record